Molecule: messenger RNA, 2219 nt
Organism: Naegleria gruberi
Lineage: Eukaryota; Heterolobosea; Eutetramitea; Acrasida; Naegleriidae
Exons: 3
Coding region: 156-2015 (619 amino acids)
Biological process (GO): protein autophosphorylation; phosphorelay signal transduction system
Molecular function (GO): histidine phosphotransfer kinase activity; phosphorelay sensor kinase activity
Source: RefSeq, a predicted model, not a curated record
AACAGAGAUCGUAUUCACUGCUAACAAACAUACUCUUCAGCAUCAUCAACAGAUUGAAGAAGAAGAAGCGAGAGAGUUUGAAAUAAACGAUCAAUGUUGAAGCGUCACUUACUGUUAAUAUUAAACAAGUAGAAGAAUUCAAAAUAUUAUCAGGGAUGCCUGGGAAAACUAUUUUCUUUUCUCCUCCGAAUAGUAGUUGUGCUAAUAGUAGCAAUAAUAAUAAUUUGGAUACAAAAGAUGGUGAAGGUAAUAAUAAUUCGUCCCCAUCUUCAAUUUCUAUUAAAGGAGCUAUUAAACCCUCAUUACUAUCGAGAGGAGAUGAAGGAAGUUUAUCUGAGUAUAUCAGAUUGCACAGCACGAAUAUUGUUGAGGAAUUAAUGUUUUCGGCAACUUCAUCUAGGAUUGGGUUGGCAAUUAUAAUUUUAAUGUCGUUUGUGUUGUCUUUAAUUUAUGGAUUUGUAACAAUGAGUUGGGAAAAGAAUGUGAUUAAUAUUGUGGUGAUUGUGGGGCAAAUUCUUCUAAGUAAGAAUGGAGUUAGGUCGUUGUUUGUGAAGGAUGAGGUUAUCAAGGUCGAGAAUGGAGAUCGACUUCGUUUGGCAGUAUUGUUGGUCUUGUUGACAACUCGAUUCUUUCUCUUUGAUAAGAAUAAGAUUUUAUUUGUGCCAACCAUGUUGACCUAUCAUUUUGGAGGGAAUAAGGUUUAUUUGCAAUCAACCUUUUUGGGAUUACUGCCAACUUUCUACUUGUGUUCACUGUAUUGUGGAUCUGCUUGUUGGCAGGGAUAUUUGCACUAUUUGGAAAAUGGAUUUAAUGAAGAAUGUGUCUGUAUUUUGGCAGAAGGUUGUGGAUUGGGUUUUUGUUUGUGGGUGACAACUUUUUAUUUGGUAACAGCUACUGGUUAUCUAACUAUGAAAGUCAAAACAUUGGAAGAUACUAGAAACAAAUUGGAGGAAGCUCUUAGUGUGAGGAAUACAUUUAUGAGUCAUAUUUCUCAUGAAUUUAGUAUUUCUUUAUUGUUGAUUGAAGACAUUUUACGACUUGUUAAGAUUGAACACGAAAAGGGAAAAAAUGGGAGCAAACAUGUAUUUGAUCUGGGAAAGGCCUUGAAUGUGUUGGAUAAAAUGGUGAGUGGAUAUGCAAAGCAAUUCAGUGUUACUUUGAAAUUUACAUAUGAAAGUGUAAAGAAUUUGAUAAUUGAAUCAAACCAGUCACAGUUAUUGCAAAUUUUGAGUAAUUUAAUAACAAAUGGAAUUAAAGCGUCCAAGGCGAAUUCUAUUGUAGAAAUUGAAGCAAAAGUCAUUCAAAAGAAUGAAGAAAAUAAUAGUGCCAUGGUCCAAUUCAAAAUUAUCGAUCACGGAAAAGGAAUACCAGAAAGCAUGAUUCCAUCAAUUUUUGAACCAUUUGUUCAAUUGGGAAAUGUUAAUGAAUCCAAAGUGCCUAGCUCAGGAUUAGGUCUAACAACAGUAGCUCAUUUAGUGAAUUUAAUGAAUGGAGAAAUCAAUGUUAAAUCAACUCUUGGAAAGGGAAGUGAGUUUAUUGUAGAGUUACCAUUUGAUCUUGCUUCACCUGAAUCUCAAGAAGAAAUUAACCAAGAUCCCAUUUUAGAACUCCAAUUAGCAGUUCCUCAAGAGCAAUUAAAAGCUGGAUCUUCUGCAUGUAUGGAUGAGGGCAUUACAGGGAAUGUUAUUGUUGCUGAGGAUAAUGCAGUGAACAGAAAGGUCAUUGUUAAAAUGUUGUCCAGUUUAGGUUAUAAGGCAGAUUCAGUAUGUAAUGGUGAGGAGUUAAUUCAACAAUUUGAUCCAACAAGACACAAAAUUGUAAUCACAGAUAUGAACAUGCCAAGUAUGAAUGGAAUUGAUGCAGCAAAAGAGUUGAGAAAUAGAUAUGGAAAUGAUUUUAAGAUUUUCCUCUUGACGGGAAAUGUAAUGGCAAAUGAGGAUAAUUAUUCAUCAAUUAUUGAUAGGGUCAUUAUCAAACCUAUUUCCAAAUCAAGCUUGGAACAAUUAAUAUCAUAAUGAACUUCAAUAGAGGAUAUAAAUUUGUACAAAGUACUAGUAGUUAACUACUCAAUAUCAGCCAAACAGAAAAAACACCCUACUCAAUGGCAAUUUACAAUCCCUAAUUACCAAAAAAUAACUUCCAGCUGUACUAUUACAAUAUGUUCUUACAAACAAUCCCAUCUCAUUAAUUGAUAAAACAUUUACUAGUUUAAGUUAUAA